GCCGGGAUGGCCUCGCCUCGCCUCUCGCAGUCUCUCUCUUCCCCGGCUUCACGCCCGGGCUCCCGGUGUCGCUCCCCGCACCAUGGGGCGGUCUCACGCUCCGCCGCUCGCUGCAGACACUGAACCUGAAUCAAACCUCCCCCAAGAGAACAAGCCGCGCUCGCCGACGGCCGGGAGGGAACACACAGCGCUGGGAAUCAAAGAUCUUUGCUGGGAACCGCUGCGCUGCCAGCCCGACAGUUUCAAUGUGCAAGUCUUCCAACAUUCAAUUAGUAAACGGGCUAGAGGGCUCCGAUGUAAUGUUUUCUUUCACGAGACCUCCAAAGACAGAUGAAAUUCUAUUCACGUUUGAAGGCAACAAGGUGCUUGAGUGGGAAGUCGACAGUAAUAUUUCCUACUUUGGAAAAUUCUCUGAAAGAGCUAACUUAAUAGAAAAUACUAUAAUGAUAAAGAAUUUGCUGCUGAAUGAUUCCGGGAUAUAUAAGCUUUCUUUCACAUCUACAGCAGGUACUGUUAGUGAAGAGAUUUACCAGCUAAUUGUGUAUGUACCACUUUCGAAGCCAACAAUUAGCUGUGUCGCAAAUGACUCCAUUAUUCACCUGAACUGCUUUGUAACAGAACCUGCUACAAUGGAAUGGAAGCAUGAAAACAGUACAGUGCAGCAAGGUGGACAUUUUAAUUUAACUCUUGAAGGAACCAGCCUGGCAAUAUUGAAUCCUAAAGAAUCUUCUGGUGAAUAUACAUGCAUCGUGAGGCAACCAGGAGAGGUGGUUCGGAGCGACCCUUUUAACAUAAAAGGAUGUUUUAAAAAUGAAGAGGGACGAAAUCAUAUCCUGCUGGCUAUAGCAAUAAUUCUGAUCAUAUUAGUUAUUGUUGCCGUUUUAUGUUGGUGUUUAUUUAAACGCGAUGCUAAGAAUGAAUACAAACAACCUUGCGGAAAGCGUGAAUCUUCACAAGAUGUAGAAGCCAAACCCGAAUCAGCCGAAGGCGAAGAAGAGAGAAAGCCUGUAUUAGCAGGAAACGGGGAAGAAACAAAGCCACAGCCAUCAGGUGACCUAGAUCAGAGAAAACCAAGUUCCAACGAUGCAGAGGGAGAUCUUGCAUUGCACAAUCUUGAAUAAAAACAAAGGAUAUCUGAUGGGGGGAAGAAGCCGUCUCUGUGAAUGGAACUAAGAAAAGAAUGUCAUCAACAGCUCUGAUGAAGGACCCUGGAACUGAAAUGUGAACCAAUUUCACCUUCCACCGAAGCUGCUUGACCCAAGUCUUUCUGCAAUUUGCUGUUUUUAUUCCACCAGCAUUCGUAUUCCACCAGCUAGAACAACCGCCAGCAAUACUCCAGUAAAUUACAUUCCAAGCCACUAUGAAAAGGGCAAAACUUGUGCUAACCAUAAACGUCCGUUAAACAUCAAUGAAACAAAUGUAUUUGAUUCCCCCUCCCCCCCCCCCCCCCCCCCCCCCCCCCCCCCCCCCCCCUCCACCAGGAUCCAAUUUGUCAGUAAAUAAACAGUGUGGAUUUUAUCACGGCCUGUGACAAGGUCCCGUAUGCUAGGCUGCUCAGGAACUUUGUCUCACGCGGGAUCCAGCGUAAGCUGGUCAACUGCAUGCAAUAUUGGCUUAGUGGAAGCAAGCAGUGGUGGGAGUGGAGUGUGGUUUUGCAGAUCAGAGGCCUAUAGGCAGUGGUUUGCCGCAGGGACCGGUGCUCAGUCCAUUCUUGUUUGUGGUCUAUAUUGACAAUUUGGACGACUGUAUUCUCAACACGAGUAGGAGGUCAUGGAGACAAGCAGCUGCAGAUGCUGGCUUACACAAAAGGACACAAAGACCCUUCAAGCGUCCUGACUCAAAAAAGUCAACUCUGCACAUUCUCCAGAGAUGUUACCUGACCUGCUGGGUUACUCCAGCAUUUUGUGUCCUUAGUAGGUUUGCAGGUGACUCAUUGGUGAGGAGUGGGCAGUGUGGAAGGACAUCAAAGAUCUAGAUUAACUGACAAAGUAAAGUUUGCAGAUGACAGCACAAUUGGUGGUGUCAUGGGCAGUGAAGGUGGUUAUUGAAGAUUGUAACAGGUGGUGAAUUUGGUCAAGUAAAUGGCAGAUGGAAUUCAUCACGGAUAAGUGUGAGGUGUUGCCAAGCUGAAACCAGAUUUGCACGCUAACGUACAGCCCUUGGAGAUGCACUUUUUCUGAUCUGAGAAGUAUAUAAAAUUGAGGGGGCUGGAUAAAUGGGAGGUCACUUUCCCCCAGGGUAUGGAAAUCUGAAACUGAUGGGUACAGGUUUAUGGUGAGAGAGAAAAGAGACCAGAAGGGCAACUUUUUCCACAUGAAGUUGGAGAUUAGUUUAAUUUAUUAUUGUAAAGUGUACCAAAGUACAGUAAAAUGCUUUUGUUUAUGUGCAAUCCAGUGAAAGAAAAGCCUAUAUAAAUGGAACAAAAUUACCAGAGGAAACUGCAGGAGCAAGUACAAUUACAAUAUUUAAAGUACAUUUGAACGGCUACAUGGAUAGGAAAGGUUUAGAGGGAUGUGGGUCAAACAAUGGCAAAUGGGGCUAGCAGUAUUAGAUAUCCUGCUUUGUUCUCAACCACAAAGGCUAGUCUGAGACCUUUGGUCUACCUUUUGAAAGAAGUUAGGAGGAAUUUUAGCCAGAGGGUGGCAAAUCUGUGGAAUUCAUUGCCAUGGGCAGCUGUGGAUGCCGUCAUUGGAUAUUUUGAUAGCGGUGAUGGACAUAUUCUUGAUUAGUAAGGAUGUCAGGGGUUAUGGGGCGAAGACAGGAGAAAUGGAGUUGAGGGGGAAAGAUAGAUCAGCCACGGUUGAAUGAAGGAGUAGAUCUGAUGGGCCAAAUGGCCUAAUUCUGAUCCUAUAACUUGAGAUGUUAGCCUUUUGUACGUUUUGGUUACCACCGGCACUCAUUGCCCUGCUGAGUUUUUCUCCUGUGUGAACACUCACUGCACAGACGUGCUAGUCCCAGCUUUAGAUGUUUAUCUGUGUAACACUCAACUGUAUAGGCACAUUUGUCCUGGUUUUAAAUGCUUAUCAGUGCCAAGUUACCUUAUUUCAGCUCCUCACUGUGCAAUGAUUCAAGAUGAGCAGUAUUUUAUAUAUUAAAUAAGCAUUUUUAAGAUUUAAAAAUGUAAUCUGCAUUCAUUUUAAGUUAUUCCCAACACUGAUUAGUCAAUUGAGCUACUCUAUUUGUCUUAGCUGUGUAGAUCCUUUAAAAAAAACCCAGCUGAGACUAAAAAAUCGAAAUGACAGAGAACUGGAACUACCAGCACAGGACGCAGCUCGUAAAGCUGCUGCCUCACCGCUCCAGCCACCCUGGACCUCCAGUGCUAUCUAUCCAUGUGGAGUUUGCACGUUUUCUGUGACUACACGAUAAUUCCACCACCUCAAAAGUAAGCACAUUUGAACAUUGUCAAUUGCCACAGUGGCACAGCGGUAGAGCUGCUGCCUCACAGCACCAGAGACCAGGGUUUGAUCCUGACCUCAGCUACUGUCUGUGAUCACGUGGGCUUCCUCCAGGUGCUCCGGUUUCCUCCCACAUCCCAAAGAUGUGUGCGAGCUGUAGGUUAAUUGUCCCUCUCUAAAAUUGCCCCUAGUGUGUAGGGAGUGAAUGAGAAAGUGGGAUAAUACAACCAGUGUGAAUGGGUAAUGGCUGGUCGGCACAGACUCGGUGGGCCAUGUGGGCCUGUUUCCUUGCAGUACCUAAAUUAAAAAGCCCCUUGUGUCUGGGGAUGUGGGCAGAAUCUAAAGGGAAGGUGAGAAGUAAAUCGGUCAAGUGGGAUGUUUUUAAAAGUGUACUGAAGAAAGCUCAGGAUGUGUACGUCCCCGUUAGAGUGAAGGGCAAAGCAGGCAAACGUAAGGAAGCUUGGCUGACGAGGGAAAUUGAGGCAUUAGUCAAAAACAAGAAAGAUGCAUGGGACAUGUAUAGGCAGCUGGGAUCAAGUGUAUCCCUGGAGGAGUUUUGGGAACUAAGGAGUAAACUAAAAAAGGAGAUCAGAAGAGCACAAAGGGGCCAGGAGAUAGCUCUGGCGAGUAGCAUUAAGGACAAUCCUAAAAGAUUUAACAAAUACAUAAGGGGGAAAAGGGUAACUAGAGAGAGAGUAGAACCUCUCAGGAAUCAAAGCAGUCACCUCUGUGUGGAGCCACAGGACAUGGACAAGGUCCUAAAUUAGUAUUUCUCUGUAUUCACCGAGGAGAAAGACAUUAGGACGGAGGAAAUUGGAGCGCUUUCUGGAAGUGGCUUGAAAGCUGUCAGGGUUACUGUCGAAAAAGUACUGAAGGUGCUGUCGUGUUUGAAGGUUGACAAAUCUCCAGGGCCUGAUCAGAUAUAUCAGAGGACAUUGCGGGAAACUAGAGAGGAAAUUGCGGGAGCCCUGGUUGACAUUUACGAGUCGUCCUUAAAUACAGGAGAUGUGCUGGAAGACUGGAGGGUGGCAAAUGUUGUGCCUCUUUUCAAGAAGGGCUGCAGGGAAAAUACUGGGAACUAGAGGCUGGCGAGCUUAACAUCUGUUGUUGGUAAGUUAUUGGAGAAUAUUCUGAGGGAUAGGAUAUACAGGCAUUUGGAUGGGCAAGGGCUGAUUAGUGAUAGUCAGCAUGGUUUUGUACAUGGGAGGUCGUGUCUCACCAAUCAGAUUGAUUUUUUUUUUGAAGACGUGACCAAAAAGGUUGAUGAGGGCAGAGCUGUAGAUGUUGUAUACAUGGACUUCAGUAAGGUGUUCGACAAGAUUUUGCAUGGUAGGCUGCUCGGGAAGGUUAAAUCGCAUGGGAUCCAAGGAGAGACAGCUGAAUGGAUAGCAAAUUGGCUCCAUGGAAGGAAGCAGAGGGUAAUGGUGGAAGGUUGCUUCUCAGACAGGAGGCCUGUGACUAGUGGCGUGCCUCAGGGUUCAGUGCUGGACCUGUUACUGUUUGUCAUCAACAUCAAUGAUUUGGAUGAGAACAUACAGGGCAAGAUUGCUGAUGAUACAAAAGUUAGUGGUUUUACAUAUAGUGAAGAUGGUUGUGAAUGAUUGCAGCAGGAUCUGUAUUGAUUGGUCAGGUGGGCAGAGGAAUGGUUGAUGGAGAUUAAUACAGAGAAGUGUGAGGUUGCACGACAGGUUGAUUGCAUUCGUCGAAACAUUGCGGAUCACGUGAGGGUUGCAAUCUCCCAUCCCAGCCUCCGCAUCCAACACAUCUUUCACCAACAUUUCCGCCACCUCCAACAUGAUCUCACAUCUUCCCAUCUCCACCCCUUUCUGCCUUCAGCAGAGACCACUCCAUCUACCACUCCCUGGUUCACACAUCCCUUCCCACCCAAACCACCCCCUCCUCUUGCAACCGCAGGAGAUAUAGCACCCGUCCUUAUACCUCCUCCCUCAACUCCCCAGGGACUCCAGCAGUCCUUUCAAGUGAGACGGGUUUAUGUGCACCUCCUCUCAAAAAGACCAGCCUUUGUACCCAAUUUUUACCGAGAGUCUUAAAGUGAAAUAUGAGGUUUUCGGAUACUUUGAAGAAACAGACUCGAUACACACAGGCCAAAGCCAUUUGUAAAUAACUAAACAUCUGCACUGACUAAAUCUUAAAAUGUGCCAAAUUCUAAGGUUUUAUUUUAUUUAUAAAUUCACAGCAUUUAAUUUACUUAUUUUUUUAAACAGCAUUGUAGGUGCUCCCUUCAAUUUGUAUAAUUUGGUAGUUUAGAAAAGGUUGUCAUUCUAUCUAUGGUCGCUGUGGACAGGUCACUGAUUUCACCUCUACCAUUUUGUUCCUAAUGUCAUUUGUUUAAAAACUGCAUCAGUGUUUUCUACAGAAAAUGCUCUAAUAAACAAUGUAACAGUG
This is a messenger RNA of Leucoraja erinaceus (little skate), 5801 nucleotides long. RefSeq names its product carcinoembryonic antigen-related cell adhesion molecule 7-like. The record is from RefSeq and is a predicted model, not a curated record. NCBI's taxonomy places the organism in Eukaryota, Metazoa, Chordata, Chondrichthyes, Rajiformes, Rajidae. The transcript is spliced from 9 exons. Bases 246 to 1121 code for a protein of 291 amino acids.